Messenger RNA from Pseudocercospora fijiensis CIRAD86, 1528 nucleotides. RefSeq lists its product as uncharacterized. The record is from RefSeq and is a predicted model, not a curated record. The transcript has 5 exons. The coding region runs from base 1 to 1050 and encodes 349 amino acids. Lineage: Eukaryota; Fungi; Ascomycota; Dothideomycetes; Mycosphaerellales; Mycosphaerellaceae.
AUGCUAUAUAUAGUCCGUGGUUCGAGGACUCGAGGAGUAAGACCACAACAUGGCUGGAUCUUCUCCUUUGGGUUAGCGGCAUCUAAGCGAGACCGGACAAUCAUCGACGUCACAGCCGGUACAGGCAUGCAACUCCGGUCGCGUUUCCACGAACAACUUUCACGAAACUCCUCCUCAACAAAGUCGCUGUCCGCUCUAAGGCAUGAUUCAACACCAUGUCCCACCUUCAUUCGGCAUUUCCACGCAUCAGCCGGCCUGAACGCUGAACUAUCGAACCACUAUGAGACCCUUGAAGUCCCCACGAAUGCCACGCCAGCAGAGAUCAAGAAGUCGGCCUUGUGCAUCAUCUUAUCCUUCUACAAACUCUCCAAAGCCAACCAUCCCGACCUCCACCCCAACGACCAAGCAAAAUCACAACGCUUCGUAAAAGUCAGCCAAGCAUACGCAACCCUUGGAUCCGCAGAAAAGAAACAACGUUAUGAUCGCGCCUUCUUUCGUCAACCGGCUCCAACAUCAGGUGGAAGAGGAGGCGGAUAUAGCACACCUCAAGGCUCACAUUCUUCCUCCCAAAGUGGCCCCGGCGGUCGCCCCGCCUCAGGUCUAAGCCGUCGAAGAACACAAUUCAGAGGUCCACCACCCUCGUUUUACAGAAGUGGAGGCUGGGGCGAACAGAGCGAAAAGAGGCGCGAGAACGCUGAGAAGGCGUCACAUACUUUCGAAGCUAGAGGGGAGUCGGCGUCUGGGCCUGGAAUGGGACCCGGAGGUUUUGCGACGGGCUUCGAUCAUGAUGUGCCGCAUUUCGAUCGCGCUGGACAUUCUCGUACGCAUGAGAAUUUGGGGAAUUUGAGUGAACGGCGACAGGCGAAGAGGAGUAGGAAACAAGGGGCGAGUUUUCGGGAAAGAGAAGGUGCUGAGGGUGGGAGUACGUUGUUGAGUUUUUUUGUCGUGGGUGGGACGUUGCUUGGUGUAGUUGGAAUUACGGGCAUGCUGCGCAAAAUGACGGCUAGGUUUCGACGAGAUAUGGAUGAUACGGGAAGAUUUGGACCUUGAUUGAUCUAUACGACACGACAAUCUAGCUGAUGUCACGCUGUCGCAUCGGCGACUCCAUCACUCUAUAUUUCUGGUCGGAAUGCCGGACAUGACCACUUUAAAACACAUUGAAAGAGAGGAUCAUUCAUAUCUUGGAGCGAAGGCCGCAGAGGACAGCCUGAAAAAUAGAAUUUAGACAGCACUGGACCAGUCGGGUGCUGAUACUUUCGCGUCUAACGUCCAACUUACUCUCGCUCAACGACAACGACAUAUUUCACAUCGACCUGGGUCCUGAAUCCACAGACAGCGUUUGCUCUCAAUCCUGACCGAAGUUGUCCGCGCAGAGCGAUUCCAAUGAAGACCACCACACGCAUGCAGACGAGGAAAAGGGCCGACUGACUGACAGAAUCUUGACAUGAGAAGUUCUUCUUAAUCCUUCAAGAUAUACUCGUCUCGUCUCGAAAAUGCACAUACAAGAAUAAUACCUACUUCUUUCUAU